Paramacrobiotus metropolitanus is the source of this 10116-nucleotide messenger RNA. Its product is annotated as filamin-B-like. Gene Ontology annotation, biological process: actin cytoskeleton organization. NCBI's taxonomy places the organism in Eukaryota, Metazoa, Tardigrada, Eutardigrada, Parachela, Macrobiotidae. Gene Ontology annotation, molecular function: actin filament binding. The record is from RefSeq and is a predicted model, not a curated record.
UUGGUUAAAUCACCGCAGCGAGAGUUAACCAGCAUUACAUUCUCGGCACCCAAACAUAGCAACACUCCUCAUCGACGGUGCAUUUACAGUUGUUGUUAUGCUACCUUGCUCUAAUUUCUUUCCCUGCAGCAUCGCGCAUCCGUCGUUUUCUUAGGUUUCUUAAUUUUCUUAUUAACGGACUAUAAUCGCGGGAUGGUGAAGGAUUAAACUGCGUAUCCUGCGUUAACGCGCUAAGGGAAGAAUGUUGGCCAACGGCCGGUUAUCCCGGCAGGUGAGCAGUCCGAACCAGAUGGGCGACAAGUCGUCCUUCAUCGCCUCCAACCGGGCGCGUUCCCGUGAGGGCCAUGCGGCCGCCCCCAUGGGCAUCAAGGACGAUGAUCAGCGCUGGAUCCAGAUCCAGCAGAAGACCUUCACUAACUGGGUCAACGAGCAGUUGAAAGCCGUGGGCAAACGCGUGGACGAUCUUCAAGGAGAUUUUCAGGAUGGACUGAAUCUGAUCGCGCUGAUUGAAGUGUUGCAGGGCCGACGGAUCGGCAAGGCCUUCCAGAACCCGGUCAAUCAGCACCAGAUGCUGGAGAAUGUACAGUUGGCCUUGAAUGCCAUGAUGGAGGAUAAUAUUAAACUGGUCAAUAUUGGAAAUCAGGAUAUUGUGGAAGGGAACCUGAAGCUGAUAUUGGGAUUAGUAUGGACGCUGAUUCUGCGCUAUCAGAUCGGCAAGACGAACCUACCGCCCAGGAAGCUGAUGCUGGCCUGGCUGCAAGCGGUGCUGCACGACAUGAAGAUCAAGAAUUUCACACGUGACUGGAACGAUGGUAUCGCCCUCAGUGGCUUGCUUGAAUACUGCCGGCCGGGUUUGUUUCCGAACUGGAAAAGUCUGGAUCCGCAUAACAAAGUGGAAAACCUGCGGCGGGCCAUGGAAGUGGCCAACCGGGAAUUCGGCAUUCCCAUGCUCAUCUCGCCCGAGGAUCUGGCCAGUCCCGAUCUGGAUGAACUGUCGGGCAUGACCUACCUGUCCUACUUUAUGAACAGUCCCGAGAGUCCCGGCUACAAGGCCACCCUACGCUGGGUGCGCAGUCAGAUCCCCGAGGAGAAUGUCGAGAACUUUACGAUGGACUGGAAUGAUGGGCGUGUAGUGGGAGCGCUGGUGAAAUCACUGGGUGGAACAGUUUCCGGAUACACAACACAGACGUAUGACCGCUACAACUGGGAGGAUAACUUACAACGUGGUUUCAAAGGAGGUCGCGAACUGGGCGUAGAACCCAUUCUCACUCCGAAACAAAUGGCGGAGGCCGUGGAUGAACACUUGGGCAUCAUGGCGUACGCUGCCUGGUUCCAGUGGGUCAAUCCGCUGCCGAAACGCAAAGGCGGAGACAAGAUCCGUGUCUCCGGCGAGGGUCUUCACACCGCCUACAUUGGGAAACCGGCCCACUUUCAAGUCCAGUACCUUGAUGAUCUGGAUCCCGCCACCAUCCGCGCGGAACUGCGCGGACCCAGUGGCACGAUCCCGGUGAAGUUCAACCUGGGAGAGAACGGCGGCAGUGCUACUUACAUGGCAACAGAGACCGGUCCGCACGAGUUGCUGAUCUGGUGCGAAGGGGAGCUGAUUAAGGAGUGCCCGCGGAAAGUGCGCGUGCAUCCCGAUAUCUCCAAGGUCCGAUUUGCCGGGAUUAAUAAGCCGGUACCACUGGGCUCCACGACGGACAUGACGGUGAACUCCAACGGGGCGGGACGCGGUGAACUCGCCGUGGAGGCACGCUCACCAACCGGUCGCAGCAUGAAAUGUCCUGUCAGUGAGCAUAAUGGCAAUUAUACUGCCAAGUUCCAGCCCGAUGAAGUCGGUGAAUGGCACAUUGGCAUCACCUACGACGGCAGCCACAUCAAGGGUAGCCCCUUCACCUGCAGCGUCUUCGAUCCCAACGCCGUCAAAGUGUCGGGCCUCGAUGUGGGCGUGGUGGGGCAGGAUAUGGACUUUGCGGUGGAUACUUCGCGGGCGGGCCAAGGCGAGGCCAGCGUGGAGAUCUUCUAUCAGGGCCGCAAUGUCCCGGCACGGAUUGAUCAGCUGGGCGGCGGCAUGUACAAGGUGACGUUUACGCCGCACGGACCGGGACUCUAUACCAUACAUGUCUAUUUCAACGGGAUGGAAGUCAGAGGCUCCCCCUUCACCAUCGAGAUCUUCGACACCUCCACCGUCUCAGCAUCCGGCGAAGGCCUCAAACUCGUCCCGGUCCAGCGGCCGGCCUUCUUCGCGAUUAAUACCAAAGGCGCCACCAGUAAGGAUCUCCAGGUUAAUGUCAGCGGGCCCUCGGGGCGAUCACUUCCGGUGCAGAUUCUGGAGGUGCGGCCCGGGGCGUACAAAGCGGAGUACACGCCGGUGGAGGUCGGCGAACACUCCAUCGAUAUUGCCUUCUUCGAUAAGGCCAUUCGCGGGAGCCCGUUCAAGUGCUACGCGUAUGAUGCCAGGAUGAUUCGGGUCGGGAAGAUCCCCAAUGGGUGGGUCGGUCGACCUGUGGAAUUCGAGAUUGAUGGCUCGCAAGCCGGUUCCGGCAACCUGGAGAUCCUAGUCAAUGGCGGCCGCGUGGUCAGCCACGUGAAAUCUCUGGGGAACCAGCGCUUCCUGGCCAGCUUCACACCCCUGGACGCCAUGACGCACGUGGUGGAGAUGCGCUUCAACGGGGAGACGGUGGUGGGCAGUCCCUGGAAUGUCCAGAUCUGGGAUCCCCGCAACGUCACCGCCCGCGACAUCCCCAAACACUUCCAGGUCAACCGCACCACCGGCUUCGAGAUCAACGCCAGCAAUGUCGGACCCGGCGAUCUCAAGGUGGAAGUCAAAGCGCCGUCAAUGCGGACCAUUAGCUCAUACACCAGCGAAACCCGAACCGGCGUCUACCGCUGUGAAUUCACCUCCAGUGAAAUCGGAUCGCAUUCCAUCGAGAUAUCGUAUGCCGAUACGAAGAUAACCGGUUCGCCCUUCAUCAGUAAAGGCUUCGACGCCACCAAGAUCAAGAUUUCCAAAAUUACCAAUGCCUUUGUCGGCAUACCGGUACAAUUUCAAGUGGAUGCAUCGCAAGCCGGGGAAGGCCAACUGGAGAUCUCCAUCAACAACGGCCGCGUCCCCAAUAAAGUGGACGUGCUGGGCGGCGGGAAGUGUCUGGUGACCUUUACCCCGCAGAACACCCAGCCGCACUACAUCGACGUCAAAUUCAACAGCGAACCGGUGCCGGGCUGUCCGGUGCAGUGCAAUGUCUUCGACACCAGCCGCAUCUCCGCGUCCGGCAAAGGUCUGGAGAGAGUGCGCGUGGGCACGCCGGAGACGUUCACCGUCAAUACGGCUGGAGCGGGCGAGGCGGAACUCAUCGUUACUAUCAACUCUCCCAGCAAUCGGCAAGUGCGCAGCCGUAUCUCGACGGUGUCGCACGUGGGCUACGAGGUGGAAUGGACGGCGCAGGAAGUGGGCACCCACAUGGUCAGCAUGGAGUACGCCGGGCAGAUGGUCGGACAGGGUCCGCAGCCGGUCAAGGCCUACGACCCCACCAAAGUCAAAGUCUCCGAUCUCAAGCCGGGUUUCGUCGGCAAGCCGGUCACCUUCACCAUUGACGCCAGCGAAGCCGGUGAGGGCAGCGUGGAGAUCGUCGUCACCGACAUCCACCACCGGCACGUGGCCACCCGCGUGGAGCAGCUGAGCACGGCGCGCUACCAAAUCAGUUUUGUCGCACAAGAAGCGGGUCACCACAGCAUCGAGGUGACGUUCAACCAGGACCCGGUGCCGGGGACGCCCUUCGGCGUGGACGUGAUGGACGCCUCCAAAGUGCAGGUGGUCGGCGAGGGCCUGCGGAUCGCGCAGGUCCGGCAGGUGGCCACGUUCAAUGUGAUUACCAAGGGCGCCGGUAGUGAGGCCGUCGAGGUCACUAUUGAGGGGCCGGACGGGCGGCGCAUCCCGGCGCGGGUGCUGGAUAAUCAGGAUCAGACGUACAAAGUGGAAUAUGUUGCUCAAAUGGCCGGUGAACACCGGAUUACGGUGACCUACGGCGGAAUGAAAGCCGGACAGUCGCCUUAUGUCGCGAAAGCUUUCGAUGUCAGUGCAAUUCGAGUCGGAGAUAUUCCCGAUGGAAUCGUGGGCAAACCUGUGACUUUUACGGUGGACGCCAGCCAAGCCGGCACGGGCAACCUGGAAGUGGCCGUCAACAACGGCCGCGUGCAGACCACAGCGGAAUCCCUCGGGAACAACCGCUACGCCAUCACCUUUACGCCGCGAAGCACGGAGACCCACAUGAUCGAGCUGAAAUUCAACGGCAUCACCGUGCCCGGCAGCCCCUUCCGCUGCAACAUCAUCGACGCCAGCCGGGUGGUGGCCAUGGGCGACGGCCUGGAGCGCGUGCCCAUCAACAAACCGGCCUGGUUCACCGUGGAUCCCCGUGGUUCCGGACCGGCCGAGUGCGAGGUGACGGUGACGGCGCCCAGCGGGAAGAAGGUGCCGGUGCGCAUCAGCGGCUCACAUGCCUCCACUUUCCGGGCGGAGUACACGCCCACGGAAGUCGGAGACCACUUGAUUGAAGUGACGUACGCCGCGCAGCCCAUCCAAGGCAGUCCGUUCGUCUGCCGUGUCUACGAUCCCGACCGGGUCACCGUCACGCAGACUAAGACGGGCAUCGUGGGAAAACCCGUCAGUUUUCAUGUGGAUGCCAGUCAAGCCGGUGCCGGCAAUUUAGAGAUCGUCGUCCAUUGCAACGGCAAGAACGUACCGAAUUUCGUCCAGGCCGAGGGCAACGCCAAAUUCAAAGUCAGCUUCACCCCGCAGGAAGCCGCCCACCAGAUCCGUGUCCGCUUUAACAACCACGUGGUGCCAGGCACGCCGUACGACUGUGAAAUCAUCGACGGCAGCCGGUGUACGGCGUCGGGUGAUGGGCUGCGAUUGGCGCCCGUCAAUAAGCCGGCUUACUUUAUUGUUGAUCCGCGUGGAGCGGGAGCGGCCGAAUUGAAAAUCACCAUUACAGCCCCAUCGGGCAAGACGGUGCCGGUCAGCGUAACGGGAUCAGCACAAAGUAAGUUCCGCGCUGAAUAUGUGCCGACGGAGGUGGGACCCCACACCAUCACGGUGCUGUACGCCGAGACGCCCAUUUCCGGCAGUCCCUUCACGUGCAAUGUCUACGACGCGUCGCGGAUUAAGGUCAGCCCUAUCGGGCACGGGAUUGUGGGCCGACCAGUCAAAUUUCAAGUUGAUGCCAGCACCGCCGGCGAAGGCAAGCUGGACGUGAACGUCACCUGCAACGGCCAGGAAGUCCGUGCCGACAUUGCCCCCGUCGGACGCGGCCGCUACGAAGUCACAUUCGUCCCACGCGAGGUCUCCACGCACUUCAUCGAUGUCCAGUUCAACGACACUCAAGUUGACGGCGCCCCUUUCCGAUGCGAAAUCAUCGACGGCAGCCGGUCCACCGCGGAAGGCGACGGUCUGCGCCGAGCCUGUGUCGGCGAAGUGGCCUGGUUCGAGAUCGAUCCCCGCGGUCCGCCUAUCGCCGACGCCGACGCCAAGAUCACCAGCCCUUCGGGGGCGCGCGUCCCCACCACGAUGCGCAAGACCAGCCGCGGCACCUUCCGCUUCGAGUACACCCCGCAGGAGGUCGGACCCCAUAAGAUCGCCUGCAAGUACGCCGAGACGCCGCUGAACGGCAGCCCCUUUGUCUGCGAGGUCUUCGACCCGCGCAACAUCCGGGUGGAGGAGCUAAAAGACGGGUUUGUCGGCAAGGAGUACACCUUCGCCGUGGACGCCUCCACCGUCGGCCAGGGCGAAUUGGAAGUGGACGUCGAACCGGCCGGCGGACGGCCCAUCAAACCCACCAUCCAGCCGGUCGGGGCCGGGUUCUACGAAGUGACCUUUACCCCCCGUGACGCUGGACCCCACGGGAUUAACGUCAAGUUCUCCAACCACGUGGUGCCCGGGUCCCCGUUCAAAAUGAACGUCCACGACCCGUCGCAGUUCCGUGUGACCGGGGAUGGCUUGAAGCGCGCCUGUGUCGGGGAGACCGCGUGGUUCGAGAUCGAGACCCGUGGGCCGGUGACCGGCGAGAUGGACAUCAAGAUCACCAGUCCCUCCGGGGCGCGGGUUAACACCACCAUCACCAAGUCCCGCAGCGGUUUCCGGGUGGAGUACACACCCACCGAGGUCGGGGCUCACCGGAUUUCGACAAAAUACGCGGAAGUGAAGUUACAAGGCAGUCCUUUCAUGUGCGACGUGUACGAUCCCUCCAAGGUCAAAGUACGGGACAUCACCGACGGAUACGUUGGAAAAGAGUCCGUCUUCCGGGUGGACGCGUCCCAAGCCGGCGCCGGAGACGUCGACGUCACCAUCGAGAUGAACAGCCGCUCCAUCAAACCCGCCGUGCGACCCUCCGGCAACGGCGUCUACGAUGUGACCUUUACACCGCGGGAUGUCGGCCAGCACGGCAUCACCGUCAAAUUCGCCAAUCGUAUCGUUCCCGGAUCCCCGUUCAAGAUGAACGUCCUGGACCCGAGUCAGAUGAAAGCCACCGGCGACGGACUGAAACGAGCAUGGGUUGGGGAGACUGCGUGGUUCGAGAUCGACCCACGGGGCGGGAACGCCGACGUCGGAGUGAAGAUCACCUCCCCCAGUGGGCAGCGCGCCCCCUGUCAAAUUACAAAGAGCAGCCGCGGGAUUUUCCGGGUGGAAUACGUCCCGUCCGAAGCCGGACCCCACAAUAUCUCUUGCAAAUACGCCGACACCGCGCUGACCGGCAGUCCCUUCACCUGCCAGGUCUUCGACGUCCGGAAAAUCAAAUUGACCGGUGUUGAAGAUGGAAUCGUCGGGAAAGAGUCCAAAUUCAUGAUCGACGCCACCCAGGCCGGACCCGGCGGGGAGGUCGAAGUGGAGAUCGAGGGCAACGGGCGGUUAGUCAAAUCUCACGUCCACGACGUCGGAAGUGGAUUGUUUGAAGUGACUUACACACCGCGUGACGCCGGCGCCCAUAAGAUUACCGUCAAGUACGCCCAGCGCCCGGUGCCCGAGUGCCCGCUGACCGUCAACGUGUACGAUCCCAGUCUGGUCAAGGUCACCGGCGACGGGCUGAAGCGGGCGUGUGUCGGGGAGACCGCGUGGUUCGAGAUUGAUCCGCGUGGGGGCACCGCCGAUGCCAGCGUCAAGAUCACCUCGCCCGCAGGUACCCGGGUCCCCACCCAGAUGACCAAGAACAACCGCGGGAUCAUCCGCGUGGAAUAUGUCCCCACGGAGAUCGGGCCGCACCGGAUUUCCUGUAAAUACGCCGGGGUGCCGGUGACCGGGAGCCCUUUUACCUGUGAAGUGUACGAUUAUAAGGCGGUGAAGGUGCGGGAUCUGCAUGAUGGGUAUGUGGGCAAGGAGAACGUGUUCCGGGUGGAGGCGCAUGGAGCGGGACAGGGCGAGUUGGAGGUGGACGUGGAGAGCGGCGGGCGGAGUGUGCCGUGCUCCAUGCGACCGGCGGGUGGGCAUGGGAAUUUUGAAGUGUCCUUUACGCCGCGGGAGAGCGGACACCACCAUAUUGUCGUCAAAUUUGCCACUCGCACUGUUCCUGGUAGCCCAUUCAGGAUCAACGUGCACGAUGCCAGUCUGAUCCGUGUCAGCGGCGACGGACUGCGCCGUGCCCGCGUCGGCCAGAAAGCCUGGUUCAACGUGGAGAUGCGCGAAGGCACGCUGGACGUCCGUGACCUUUCCAUUCAAGUGACAGCCCCCAACGGUUCCCCAGUUCCGGUGAAACUAGCCCAGACCAGCAAGGGCGAAGUCCACGCGGAAUACGUGCCCAAAGUCGUCGGACCGCACCGCAUCGAGGUGACCUUUGUCGGGCAGGAGGUGGCCGGCAGCCCCUUCCAGUGCGAAGUGUACGAUCCCAGCCGGGUCAACGUCAAAGACUUCCCGGAUGUCUGCUACACCGGGGAACCCAGCAAUUUUGAAGUGACCACCCGCGAUGCCGGUAAAGCCGAGUUAUCCGUGAAGAUUUACGGGCCAUCUGGUCGGGAAAUUCCAGUGGAAUUAGUGGAUAGUUAUGACGGGCAGAAGGUGCGAUUCACGCCGAUGGAAUCCGGCAAGCACCGGCUGCAUAUUAUGUACGGCGGGGAAGAUGUGCCCGGGAGUCCCUUUACGUUCAUGGUGGAUGAGCCGGGAUUCCCCACGGCAUCCGGGGACGGGCUGGUCUGGGCGUUGGCCGAUGAGCCGGCGACCUUUCGCGUCGAUGCCAAGAAUCUCCGCGGGAAGCUGGAGGUGAUGGUUAAUGGACCAAACAGUACCGCGAAAACGACGAUUUCCCCCGAAAAACACGGAAUGUACAAAGUGACUUACAUUGCCAUGGAAGUUGGCAUCUUCGAUAUAAAAAUAACCUGGAACGGAAAAGAAAUCCCCGGAAGUCCCUUCCAUCCCAAAGUCUUUGACCCGACCAAAGUACGGGUAGUGGGCGGAUGGCCGGCGCAUCUGGACGAGAAAGACCGGAUACGGAUGCGCGUCGGGGAGGAGAAGAAGAUCACGUUCGAUACAUCGGAAGCCGGUCCCGGGAAACUGUCGGCGGAAGUCCGCGGUCCCAGUGGAUUGAUCCCGGUUAAGGUGGAGAACGUCGGCAAGGACCGGGUCAAAGUCAGCUUCACCGCGAUCGCCGAAGGUCAUCACGAUAUCCACGUGUGGUGGUCGGAGCAGCCCAUCCCGCACUCCCCGUUUCCCGGUUGGGCCGAACCGGCGCUCAUCCCCAUCGACGCCGGUCGCGUGCGGUUGCGCGGUCGCGGUCUGACGGAGGCCAAAGUGCGCGAGGAAGCCGAGUUCAUCAUCGACGGCUCGGAGGCCGGACCCGGCGAACCGGAAGUCCACAUCAGCGGCAUCAAAGCCGACAUCCCGGUGACGCUGCAGCAUCUGGGCAGUAACGUCUACAAAGCGACAUACACGGCGCAGCACAGCGGAUCGUACGUUCUUAACGUCAAAUGGAGCGGGGACACCGUGAAAGGCUGCCCGUACAAACUGACGGUGGCGUCCGCCGGGGAUGCCAGUAAGGUGGUGGUCAGUGGGGAUAUCAAGAGCGGCAUGAUCGGCAAGGAUAUCAAGAGCAUGAUCGAUACACGCCGCGCCGGACCAGGCGAACUGUCCGUACACUGUAUGGGUCCGCAUAAAGAGGCGUUCUGUGAGCUGUAUGACCACCGGGACGGAACGUACACACUGCGAAUCAAACCAGCCGAAGCCGGUCAACAUUUGCUCACCAUCAAGUACAAUGGAGAACACGUGCCAGGAAGUCCAUUUGCCAUUAAAAUUGCCGGUACACCGGAUCCCAGCAAGGUGCGCGUGUACGGUCCGGGUGUGAAUCACGGUGUGCUAGCCAGUUAUCAGAGCCGGUUUAUGUGCGAGACCAAAGGUGCCGGUGCUGGUCAGUUAACGGUGCGCGUACGCGGACCAAAAGGCGCCUUCCGCGUGGAGAUGCAGCGCGAGAGCCAGAAGGACCGCACCAUCCUGUGCAAGUACGACCCCACCGAGCCCGGCGACUACCGCAUCGAAGUGAAAUGGUCCGGCGAGCACGUGCCCGGCUCGCCCUUCAACAUCUGGAUCUUCGACACGGAGGAGGAGCUCAACCGUUUCCUGCGCACCGGCGAAAUCCCCCGUCCCUCUAGUCCCUCGGCCGGCUACGUGCACGGCGGCGGCCCCAUGCCGGAGUACACGUACGGCAACGCCAACGGCGUCUACGUCGCCUCCCCGCCGCCGCCGGCGGCUACCUCCUAUUCGCAGUGGCGUCGUGGAUCCGCCGAUAUCUGAGACGAAUGAAAGAGAGACUGUAGAGAGAUUUUAUGUUGUUUUGUGACGCGCGCGUUGGCUUUUACAAAUGGAUCUUUUCUUCCCCCGUCGGCGGUGUGUUAUCGACUGUGGUGUGUGCCCAUUCUCCCUGUUACUAUCUUUUUGUUGAGCGCUGGCUUGAUUUGUGGUUCAAAGUCUAGAAUUAUUAUUCCGCAAAGUUCCUGCUUAACCAGUUAAUCCCCGAUUUUGCCUGCAGUUUGGAGGUGUAAUCUUGUUUUUAUCCGGUGGUGUGCACGCUGUACCCGGCUGUUCAGAGUUCAAAACCCGAAAAUAUUUCUGACUGUCAGUAAAGCUGAUAACGUAUAAACCGG